AUGUCUCUGUUUGCUGCAUAUUCCAUUUGUGAAGUUGCCAAGGAUGCAGCUGGGGUUGCAGGAAAUGUCUUUGCUUUUGGCUUGUUUGUGUCUCCUAUAGCCACAUUUAGGAGAAUUAUCAGAAAUGGGUCAACGGAGAUGUUCUCAGGGAUGCCAUUUAUCUAUUCUCUUCUGAACUGCUUGAUCUGCAUGUGGUAUGGCACACCUCUGAUAUCUGCUGAUAAUUUGUUGGUCACAACUGUUAAUUCAAUUGGAGCAGUCUUUCAGUUUGUGUAUAUAAUCCUCUUCUUGAUGUAUGCUGAGAAAGCAAAAAAGGUGAGAAUGAUUGGAUUAUUGGUGGCAGUUCUUGGCGUAUUUGCAAUCAUAUUAUUUGGAAGCUUGCAAAUAAAUGACAUUCUAACGCGUCAGUUCUUUGUGGGAUUCUUGAGCUGUGCAUCUCUCAUUUCAAUGUUUGCCUCUCCGUUGUUUAUAAUCAAAUUGGUCAUUCAGACAAAGAGUGUUGAAUUCAUGCCAUUUUAUCUCUCACUUUCCACCUUCCUAAUGAGCACCUCUUUCUUUCUUUAUGGAUUGUUCAACGAUGAUGCCUUCAUUUAUGUGCCAAAUGGGAUAGGAACUGUUUUGGGAAUGAUACAGUUGAUAUUAUACUUCUACUAUGAGAAUAAAUCCAGAGAGAGCUCCAGAGAACCUCUGAUAGUGUCAUAUGCAACCCUUGAUUCAGAUGGUGGCCUUCUGGCCAUCUUUACCAGAGAACCUGGUAUGGAAUAUGUGGCGCGGUUAACUUGGUAUAUUCAUGCAAGGCUUGAGGAAGUGAACAAUGUUUUAAGAUGGACUAUUGCAAGAAAGCACACUCCUGCAGUCGUUGGUCAUGGUCUAAGCUAG
Messenger RNA from Sphenostylis stenocarpa, 879 nucleotides. NCBI's taxonomy places the organism in Eukaryota, Viridiplantae, Streptophyta, Magnoliopsida, Fabales, Fabaceae. The record is from the annotation of a GenBank genome assembly.